This is a messenger RNA of Chondrus crispus (carragheen), 144 nucleotides long. RefSeq lists its product as hypothetical. Bases 1 to 144 code for a protein of 47 amino acids. The transcript has a single exon. NCBI's taxonomy places the organism in Eukaryota, Rhodophyta, Florideophyceae, Gigartinales, Gigartinaceae. The record is from RefSeq and is a predicted model, not a curated record.
AUGUCUCUUCGUGCACCACGACUCAAGCCAGGAGCAUCCUCCUGUGAACUGGGACAUAUUCAAAGGAGUUUUCUGCUCCCCAUGGCAACGAUACUGCCACUGCUCCACAUACUCGCCAUCGAUUGGCAGGGUGCCUUUCCAUGA